AUUAGUGUGAAGAAGGUCGACAUGGACGACAACCCAACGCCAAAACCACGUCGUGGUAACGGCGCGGCGACAAGCAAGGGCAAGCCAAAGGGCGGACGAGGAGGGACCAAUGCUUCUGGAACCAACACACGUGGUGUCCCUGUUGCCGCGGUGGCACCAACCAUCCUUCGGCCGCAAGUGAGCACGACCAUCUUCACCCCAGACAUGCCGCGACAACAAUUGUUGUUCACGUCGUCGGCGACCCCACAAAAACUGUUCAACCCAAAGGAGGACCCCGCGUCGCCACCAGCACCCAUGCUCCCUCGAUCUUCUCAGCCAGGUAACCGCGGCAAAGCAUCGCCCACGAUCCCGUCGAUGGACAGAUUGUCCAUGCGGUCGACAUCGCUCUUCGUCGCACCUGGCCCAAACGAAUCAACAGCCACUUCAUUCGAUCGAUGGAAGCUUGUGACGCCGCAGAUGCAGCAUUGCGCCGUCGACUCGGUGCCAGUGCGAUGCCGCGACAUGACGCAAUUCGUUGUCGUCGGAUGCGUGGGCUUGGAAGGAGUCGGCAAGUCGACCAUCAUGUCCAUCUUGAACGGCCACGACCCGUUCGGCAACACGCCGUCGGCCUCUCUCGACACCACGUUCCCCAUCCAAUCUCAUGACACUGUCUUGCAUGGCUGCCAUGAAACGACCGGAAUUGAUGUCUGCGUGACCUCGGACAACGUCAUCCUCCUCGACAGCCAGCCGCUCUUGAGCACGUCGAUGCUCGUAGACAUGGUUUCACAGCACGACUCGCCGAAAUUUGGCGCCCUCGCUCUCGACCACCAAAUCCAACUGACGUCGUUGCACAUACUGACGUACUUGCUGUCCGUGUGUCAUCAUCUCAUUGUGGUACACGACCACUUGGACGAACCAGACCUGUGGCAGCUCCUCCACCUGGCGCAGCUGAUCAAGUCGCGCCAGGCCGCCGCCGACGCGACAUCAGCAUCAACCAACUCGCCGUCUGUGGCCAAGCUCAUCUUUCUUGCCAAUAAGAUGUCACCCCUGGCGCCAUCCCAACUCGCUCGGCACUCGCUCCACUUGCACCAGUUAUUUGCCCAGACAUCGUCAUCCACCUCGACCGCUCCAGCGACCUGCGCAACUAUCGUGGAAGGCGGUGGAUCGAUCUCUGUCAUGACGAUGCCAUCGCUCACGACGGGUGCACCCUCAAACAAAGAUGCCGCGACCGAUGCCAUCAAUACGUUGCGCUCGAACGUUGCGCAGUUGCCCCGUGUACACCCCACCACAGCGACCGACCUUCCACCCACGGCGACCUUUUUCGACUGGGUCCAAUACAGCUCUCGACAGUUUGAAGCGAUUCGACAACCCAUGGUCGACUAUGCCCGAUUGCUUCACAAGAUAGCGUCGUCCAAGUAAUCGCGCCGUCCGUGCAACGUUGGCAUGUUGGAGUCGUGUGGUAUGGUGGCGGCUCGAGAAGUGGUGCACCCACUGGCAACGACGAAGCGCCUCCCCAGCGUUUGGUUCCAUUCAAAGCGUCGCCCACCGCAUCUACUUUAUCCCAAAGCAACACUCGAGUUUGGAGAUAGGAGAUGAAUCGAUCCAUGGCGAUGCUACCACGAUUCCGGUCGAUCGUAGUGUUGUCAUGCUGUACAGCCUGAUUCAAAGUUCUCCCUGAUGGACACAGCAGGGCAGCGUCGAACUACGUGAAGGACCAAGGUCCCGUCGACUGUCUGGACGGUAGCGACGCGAUAAUCUUGGUUGCCGUCGG
Molecule: messenger RNA, 1750 nt
Organism: Aphanomyces invadans
Lineage: Eukaryota; Oomycota; Saprolegniomycetes; Saprolegniales; Verrucalvaceae
Exons: 7
Coding region: 22-1398 (458 amino acids)
Biological process (GO): nuclear-transcribed mRNA catabolic process, nonsense-mediated decay
Source: RefSeq, a predicted model, not a curated record